Messenger RNA from Arabidopsis arenosa, 1035 nucleotides. NCBI's taxonomy places the organism in Eukaryota, Viridiplantae, Streptophyta, Magnoliopsida, Brassicales, Brassicaceae. The record is from the annotation of a GenBank genome assembly.
AAUCCUUUAUUUUUACUUCAUUCAUUCUCAGAAAUCUUGACCAUGAAGGAGGAUCGUCGUCUUCCUCACAAACGUGAUGGCUUCCAAGUCUUGAAAACCAAGACUGCUUACGUUAUCUUCAUAGUUCUAACCUACGCCUUCGGUUACUUCUCUGCCUACUACUCUCGUCAACCGCUGCAGCAGCAGCAGCCACCGUCUCCGGCGGCGGUGAGAGAUGUGAAGACGACAAAACCUCAAGUUUGUUCAAUCGACAACUUCCGAGUAACGACUCGAUGCGGCAAUCUUGUUCCGCCGGAAUCGAUUCGCCAAACGGUUAUCGACCGGAUCUUUAACGGAACUUCACCGUACACCGAUUUCCCACCACCACACGCCGAGAAGUUUCUCCGGCCAAAAAGAAUCAAAGGCUGGGGAUCGUACGGCGCCGUUUUCGAGAAUAUAAUCCGCCGAGUCAAACCUAAGACGAUCGUCGAAAUCGGGAGUUUCCUCGGCGCGUCGGCGAUACACAUGGCGAAUCUCACGCGCCGCCUUGGGCUAGAGGAGACUCAGAUUCUCUGCGUCGACGAUUUCCGUGGCUGGCCUGGUUUUCGAGACCGGUUUAAGGACAUGGCUUUGGUUAACGGUGACGUUUUGCUUAUGUACCAGUUUAUGCAAAACGUGGUUAACUCGAAUUUUUCCGGUUCGAUUUUGCCGGUUCCAUUCUCGACCGGUUCCGCUUUGGAGAAGCUGUGUGAGUGGGGAGUGACGGCGGAUCUGGUGGAGAUAGACGCGGGUCAUGAUUUCAAUUCGGCUUGGGCGGAUAUAAACCGGUCGGUUCGGAUACUCCGACCCGGCGGAGUUAUAUUCGGUCACGACUAUUUCACAGCGGCGGAUAAUAGAGGAGUGAGGAGAGCCGUGAAUCUAUUCGCAGAGAUUAACCGGUUAAAAGUCAAAACCGAUGGUCAACAUUGGGUUAUUGAUUCCGUCAAGUAACCUGAUUCCCUUUUUCCAUAAGGGAUGAAAAAAUUAGAUGUCUAAUAAGAAAAUGUGUAAUACUUG